AAUCAAAGUACAUCCUUAUUUUCUAUACAUAACCAAAUUACAUUUUAGGGUUUAAGCCUCCAGAAAUGAUAAUACUGCACUCGAAAUGGCACCAUCAAUAACAAGAAAGCCCCCCAUGAAAAUGGAAAUGACUACUGCUGGUAGAAAACAAAAGGAACGAUCUCGCUCCAGACAAAACCGUGAGCAGUUUCGCAAUCUUAUCGGGGAACUUUCUGUUAAUGUCACAGGUAGUAAACUAUCAACCAACAAAUGUUUGAUGGCUGUCAGCAAAACCUUCAAAUUGUCUAAUGUCUCCAAAUGGCUGUCUGACGAUUUUACAUUGAAAGACAGUCGACUAGCUCAGUUUGCCUCAAUCUCCAACUUGCUGGCUGUAGAAGGACAUCUUGGUUGGGCAUUUGACAGUGAGGGACACAUUCUGUAUGUGUCACCUAACUUCCAGAAACGACUGAAUAUCCAAGGAUGCAUCAUAGGCACCCACCUGAGUAAACUGAUGCCUGAACAUGAUUUUGUCCUGAGGGAUCUGUUUGUUGAUAAUUGCCAGUCAACUUGUACAACCAUCAAGAAGAAGAGCUCAAAGCUGGCAUUUCGACCAAGUCCUACUCCUGCAUACAUGUAUGGAAAAGUUCUGACGACUCACCAAGGUGACAAGGUGUAUGUUGGCUCUGUAACGUUCUAUGCUGAUAAAUCAUCUUUCCACCACCAAAACUUUCAGUAUUCAAACACUAACUUUGCUGAAAUAAUUCUUGAUCAGAAUUUUGACGUACUGAAGCGACACAAAUUGUUGGAAAAGAUGCAGAAUUUUACACCAGCAUUCAACAAUUUUCUUGACAGUAUCCUUCCUACUGAUCUACCCAAGGUGAUGGAAGCUUUUAAUAAUGCUGCCAUAAAGAAGCAGUUCAACUUAGCAUACAGGGUGAAAAAAGCAGACUCCUUGGACUCGAUCAUGGUCUUUGGACAAUUUUACAUGGGAAACACCCAGAAUGGAAAUAACGUUAUUUCAGCUUUCAUCUCACCUGCAAUUCUCGAUGAAUUGAACGAAGAUGAGCUCUAUGUGCAAAAGAAAGGUGAGCCACAAAUUGUCAUCAAACAAGAGAAAAUUGAGGUCACUGUGACCAAGAGGGACACACUCUCUCCUCAAAGUUCCACAAGCACAAACGAGUCUUCCUCAUCUGAAGGUUAUAUCGAUGAUCUAGACUUGAUCAGCAGUUAUGGAAAUCUCCUUCCUGAAAAUGAUCGAGAUAUCCUUGAUGCUCUAGAUGAAAUCUUUCCGUCAGUUCAUGACGAUAGUACGGACGAUGACUACAAAGAUAUGCCAUUCCUUGAAAUGCCCAGUUACAUCAAGUGCUUUGACAGUUGAAGAGAAAUUGAUGUCUGACAUGGAACCAAAAUGUUCAUUACAAUUUGAGCGAGUUAUGCAACAUCCAUUCAAAUAAUGGUUGUCUGUGUUUUUUACAGUGGAAGCAUUGUAGACAUCCCACCUUCGAUCGAAGAUGUGCUGCAGAAUAGGUAAUCAUCUAGCUGCAGCACAUGGGAAAAUAAAACUAUACAGAAUACGAAGUAAAUACUGUUUAAUGAUUGUAGUGACUCAGAAUUCAGAAGUAGAAACUUAGAAAUCACCAAGCUGCUUUCAUGUCCAGGACUCUUGAAGCGCUUCAUUUUAGACGUUACUAAUUUAAGAUAUUUUAUGCAGAGUGAUUAUCUGAUCAAGGAUUAUCAACUCCACUUUUUGUCACUUUAAAAACAUAGCGGUUCAUAUGCUGCUUGUUAUGUUAAAGAAGGACUAGCGGGACAUUUCCCGUGAUAUAUGGCCCUCUCUAUUUAAUUAUUUUAGUGUGAUAUUGCAAUGCGGCCCCAUUUGCCACCCUCUGGAUGGCAAUGUGUACUCAACUUGACCUAGUUCAAUAAAAACCGUUUUCUGCCAGGAUAUGUAAGGUCAGGGUCCCUGUUAUGUUUUAUUUUAUGAACAUUUAAAUUGAUAAUUGUGGUUUAUUAUUGACUUAAGACGACGACGGAUUAAUAUGCACAGUGUGUCAUGUUCAGUCGUUGUGGAUUGUGUUUGUGUACCUUUACUGGAUCGAUGUGUCUCGUGUAGUAGAAAGACGAUCGCAUAUAUAUCGAGUAAUUGCUGCUGGCAGUGAUAGUGUAUAUGUGACCUGGUUGGGAAUAAAUUGUUAAGUCUCAACCAUUUUAUAGCAGAUAUAUCUUGUUUUUGAAUUGGUUGAAAUAAUACCAAUAAUGAAGCUUAAAAUAACAUUUUCCAAUGAAAAAAAUCUGUUAAAUAAAAUGAUUGAGGCUAUUCAUAUGGGGAGGUUUCUUUCAUUUUGAAAGAGGUACUAACGUGCAAACCACGGUUUAUUACCUGAGUUCUAUAUUGUGAUGGUAAGUAAAUUUUACUUCACCGAAAUAAUUUACAUUAUAAUAAGAGCUCUGUUAUGUUUUUUAAGUUUUAUCUGAAAUUUCUGAAAUUAGUAUUCAUAAAGAUGAAAAAGUUAAGUGGUUGAGUUUUGUUCUAAGAAUUUAGAACCCAUUUAUAUAACAAAAAGAUUUUGAAAACGAUUGCUGCCGCUUUGAUUAAUAUUUUAACCAUCUAAGAUAAGUCUAGAGAGGUGAAUGUCAUAAAUUGUAACAACUGUUUUGUGUUCCUGCGAAAUAUUGGCAUCUAGCCAGGUAUAUAGUCAUGUAUUACACAAUGAAAAUAUAAUUAGAGAAUUUAAGGCUGUUAGAAUUAUUUUUGUCUCGGCCAGGCCUGGUUUGUGAAAGGUUAUGGAACAAUGUGUCCCGGUACAAUUAGUGUCAGUAUGAAAUUUGCUGGUUACAGUAUGCAUCAUACUUUUCAUUCAGAAUACCAAUGUGCGCUAUUGUCUUUUCAUAAUUCAAAAUUUUAAGGAGAGCCAGGCUUAAAACAUUUAAUAAUAAACUAAUUGAUUUUUACAUGUGCCAAAGUUUUUGUUCAAUUUGUGAGUUCUCACUCUUAAAUUAUCCUUCGAUUUCUCGAUUCGUUUACAUAAU
This is a messenger RNA of Bolinopsis microptera, 3009 nucleotides long. RefSeq lists its product as uncharacterized. The record is from RefSeq and is a predicted model, not a curated record. The coding region runs from base 86 to 1357 and encodes 423 amino acids. Lineage: Eukaryota; Metazoa; Ctenophora; Tentaculata; Lobata; Bolinopsidae. The transcript is spliced from 2 exons.